Messenger RNA from Fukomys damarensis (Damara mole-rat), 2696 nucleotides. RefSeq names its product RELT TNF receptor (gene Relt). The transcript is spliced from 11 exons. The coding region runs from base 160 to 1455 and encodes 431 amino acids. NCBI's taxonomy places the organism in Eukaryota, Metazoa, Chordata, Mammalia, Rodentia, Bathyergidae. Gene Ontology annotation, biological process: apoptotic process; amelogenesis. The record is from RefSeq and is a predicted model, not a curated record. Gene Ontology annotation, molecular function: protein binding.
GCGGGGCCGCGUGCCUCCGGGCCGGGCCGGCAAUUCAUUCAAAAGGCGCGCAGGUUGCGCUGCCUCUUGUGCGCUAUCCCAGCUGGCCCCGGGGGCGGCGUCGGACGUAGGGCCAACCUGGAACUGCGGCGUCCAGGCCAGUGAUCACUCUGGGGCCUGAUGAUGAAGCUACUGUGCUGGCCCCUGUCCUGCCUCUUUUCGCUGCUGUCGUGGGCUUUGGCUACUCCAACAUCAAGGACUCUUUGGCAGUGCCCACCUGGGGAGGAGCCUGAGCUGGACCCGGGCCAGGGCACACCAUGCAGGUCCUGCCCUGUGGGCACCUUCUCAGCCUCCUGGGACUCCAGUCCAUGCCAGCCCCAUGACCACUGCAGCCUUCGAAGGCGGCUGGAGGUCCAAGCAGGCACCGCAACUCAAGAUACUUUAUGUGGAGGCUGCCAGCCUGGAUGGUUUGAGCCUGAGGGGGUCCCCAGUGUUCCAUGUCAACCAUGUUCCUGGGCACAUCUGAGUACUCAUAGCUGUGAUGAGUGGGGGCGGCGGGCCCGACGUGGUGUGGAGAUGGCUGCAGGAGGUGGUAGUGGCAGUGGCAGUGAGACAAGGCAGCCGGGAAAUGGCACCCGAGCAGGUGGCCCCGAAGAGACGGCUACCCAGUACGCAGUGAUUGCCAUCGUGCCUGUCUUCUGCCUCAUGGGGCUGCUGGGUAUCUUGGUGUGCAACCUGCUCAAGCGGAAGGGCUACCACUGCACGGCCCACAAGGAGGUUGGGCCCACCCCAGGCAGUGGAAGCAGUGGGAUCAACCCUGCUUACAGAACUGAUGACACCAACGAGGACACUAUUGGCGUCCUGGUGCGCCUGAUCACAGAGAAGAAGGAGAAUGCAGCAGCCUUGGAGGAGCUGCUGAAAGAAUACCACAGCAAACAGCUGGUGCAGACGAGCCACAGGCCUGUGCCCAGGCUGCCACCGGUCUCCCCCAGUGUGCCACACAUCUGCCCACAUCGCCACCACCUCCACACUGUGCAGGGCUUGGCCUCACUCUCUGGCCCCUGUUGCUCCCGAUGUAGCCAGAAGAAGUGGCCUGAGGUGCUGCUGUCCCCCGAGGCUGCGGCUGCCUCCACUCCAGCUCCCAGCCUCCUGCCCAACCUGACUAGAGCUCCCAAGGCUGGGGCCAAGGCAGGACGUCAGGGCGAGAUCACCAUCUUGUCUGUGGGCAGGUUCCGUGUGGCUCGAAUUCCUGAGCAAAGGUCAAGUUCAGUGGCACCUGAAGUGAAGACCAUCACAGAGGCUGGGCCUUCUGUAGGUGAUCUCCCUGACUCCCCACGACCUGGACUCCUGCCUGAGCAGCGGGCACUGCUGGGAAGUGCUGAAAACCACACUAAGUGGCUGAAGCCCCCAUCAGAGAACAAGGUCGAGGAGAACCGCUAUGUGGUCCGUCUCAGUGAAAGCAACCUGGUCAUCUGAGGGGCUGUCUCCCCAAGACUUCCUGGAGGAGGCAGAGCUGCAGCUGGGACCGCGAGGACCAAGAAGGAAUGACCAACAGACACAACAGCAAGUCACAGCCUGGCGGUGGGACCGUCCGCCCCAGUGAGGCAGCAGGCAGUCAGUGGGCGCCGUGUGCAGAUCAAGAGCCUUGUCCCUGUCCCUGUUGCUCUAGUCCCUCACCUGCAGGAUGCCCCAACCCUGUGCCUGCUCUGGCCACAUCCUAUGAGCCCACUGUACCGCCAGGUAUCAAGGCUCGGUGAAAGAGUGGCACCUGUACCUGGUGCCCCAGCACCCCCACCUCCACCCCGUCCAGGGCCCUAGAGCAGAUGUGCCUCCCUCUCUUCUUCCAGCAGGUCCUGUGAAGGGAAGGGACAACAAAAAGCCCUGGGCUAGGAGGCCGAGUUCCUGGGUUCUAAUCCUGGGCAUGUCCCUGGCCAUCACUGAGCCCUUGAUUAUGAAGUUGGGAGGGAACAUCUGAGGACCCAGGGCUCCUUGCAGGUUCUGGGCUGGGUCCUGUUGGGGGAGUGCUUGACUCUGCCACCCCUCCCAUUGUAGCUUAAUCUGGCACAUUUUUGCUGCUUUCUGCCUUCAAGGCCCCCGUGGGGCUGUCCAUCCAUGGCUCUGCCUACAGGUGGGGCUGAAUGCAUGUGCCUGCCCCCACCUGCUGUUUUUAACGGAACUGAAAAACGGACUUAAUUCGGGCUAGGCUGUGGCAGAACCCUGCCUGCCCUGCUCCCCCAAGGUCCCUGGAGCUUCUGGGAGAGGAGCGCUGGUGGGGCUGGUGCCUGCAGCCUCAGUGGUUUCCAUUACCCUGUGGCGCAGUGUCUGUCCCUGGGACCCUGGGUAAUGUAGGGGACUGCAGCCCACCCAUCUGUCUCCACUCUGCCUCAGCCACCUGGUUAUUUAUGUGGGGCCGUGCAGGCGCGGACCACUGCCCACCCCCAUUUAUUUAUUAAACAUACUGUUGUCCUGCCCUUGUGUCUCCAUCCAACUCCACCUUCAUCCACUUGUUGAAUAAUAAAGGGUGGGAAAAAUGGUAUCACGCGGAGUUCUUAUUACUGUGCCCCUUCACAAGCCCCAUCUGGUCAACGCGUACUUCCUGGGCCCUGCUCUGCCUGGCUGGGUGCUGCACAUGCUGCCCCUCCAUCCCCAGUGCCUGCUGCUCAGCAGUAGGGGACACCGGCCAGGGGAGGCCCCUCUCCCCACCUAGUUCCCACUGA